UCCGACAGUCACUCCCCUGCUCCUUCUCGCCACCGCCCGCGACCCGCCGCCGGCGACAGGGGAUCCAUCUCGCCGCCGUACGCCGGAGACCUUCCCGCCUCGGUCAGCGCAGUUCCCUCCAUCGGUCUCCUCGAGCGGUUUCGCCUCGGGCAUCCGUCGCACGCACGUGCCACCUCGCGGCGCCGGCGAGCUUCCCGCCGACUACAGAAGAGAACUCUGCUACAGCCAGGCCCUAUGUCUAAGGAAUGGGAGGGAGUAGAAGCCAAGAAGCCUCUCUUGGUGGCCGGGAACAACAAAGCUUCUUCCAUUUGGGUGGUGGUCGCUAGCACUGCCGUCGCCGUUGCUGGAUCCUUCGUGUUCGGCAUCUCGGUGGGCUACUCAUCGCCAUCUCAGGAAGGCAUCAUGCGGGAUCUUCAUCUUUCCUUAGCUGAGUAUUCUGUCUUUGGCUCGAUAUUAACCAUCGGAGCAAUGCUAGGCGCUAUUCUCAGUGGUACCAUAGCAGAUUGGGUUGGUCGAAGAUGUGCAAUGGCAAUAUCAGAUGUGUUCUGCAUUAUUGGAUAUCUCCUCAUAGUCUUUUCUAAGAACUCUGUGUGGCUUGACCUUGGGAGGCUCUCAAUUGGAUGUGGAAUUGGCCUUCUUUCAUAUGUGGUCCCAGUAUAUAUAUCAGAGAUAACACCCAAGAAUCUUAGAGGACGGUUCGCAUCCGUAAACCAGCUUAUGAUAUGUUGCGGGGCAUCGCUCGCGUAUGCUCUGGGGACAUGCAUCACCUGGCGUACCUUGGCAAUCGUAGGAGUGGCACCAUGUUUACUGCAGCUGGUUGGCCUUCUUGUGAUUCCCGAAUCUCCUAGGUGGCUGGCUAAGAUCGGACACUCAGGUGCACUUGAGGAAGCGUUGCAGAAGCUAAGGGGAAAAGAAACCGACAUCUCCGAAGAGGCAGCAGAUAUCAAAGAUUUCACAGAAAAGCUUCAGCACCUACCACAGUCAAAGAUGUUGGACCUAUUUCAGAAGGAUUAUAUUCAUGCUGUCACCGUUGGAGUUGGGCUAAUGGUCCUUCAACAGUUUGGUGGAGUGAAUGCAAUAUGCUUCUACGCCAGUGAGAUAUUUGUUUCGGCUGGUUUCUCGUCAGGGAACACCGGAAUGCUCGCUAUGGUUGCGGUUCAGAUUCCGAUGACGGCACUUGGGGUGCUUCUGUUGGACAAGGCUGGAAGGAGGCCACUUCUGAUGGUCUCUGCAGCUGGGACAUGCCUGGGUUGCCUACUAGUUGGCCUCUCAUUCUUGUCCAAGGAACAUCAUUGGGCGAAGGACCUCAACGUGGCGUUGGCAUUGAUGGGGAUUCUGAUCUUCAGUGGAUCUUUCUCACUUGGUAUGGGAGGAAUUCCAUGGGUUAUAAUGUCAGAGAUCUUCCCCAUACACAUGAAAGGGUCAGCAGGAAGCCUGGUGACCUUGGUGAGCUGGCUCGGCUCAUGGAUCGUCUCGUAUGCCUUCAACUUCCUCCUGCUGUGGAGCUCCUACGGUACAUUUUUCAUGUUCGCGACCAUUUGCGGUCUGACUGUUGUAUUUGUGGAGUGGCUGGUACCAGAGACUAAAGGAAGGACCCUGGAAGAGAUUCAAGCGUCCAUGAACUCGUCAUUGACGCCAGUUUCUUCUGGAAUUAACCGAGCUGCGUAAAUUGAUUACUCCCUCUGUUCCAUAACUAUUGUCGUGGUUUUAGUUCAAAUUUGAAUUAUUGUCGUGGUUUUAAUUCAAAUUUGAACUAAAACCACGACAAUAAUUAUGCAACGGAGGGAGUACAUGGCUUGGUUUCCCUUUUUGUGUUACGUUUCAGUAUGUAUCUGGGAUAUUGUGACUAGUGUGCUCUACAGAUAUAUGGCGUCGUUACUUCUCAGACGACUGACAAAUAACCUACAAAGAACUUAGGUUAUUUGCGGGGUGGUUUGAUAUCCCAAUAAAUUAGCCGAGCGAGCUUGAUAAGGCUAGACUAGAUGCCUAGCAUGGAUCUUGUAACUAUGCAAUAGUUAAUCGAGGCCGCAGUAUUAUUGCUAUUUCUCUUUCCGGAAAAAAAAGGAAAAAAAAUCUUUGGUUACUUUUGUGGA
This is a messenger RNA of Triticum dicoccoides, 2093 nucleotides long. Its product is annotated as sugar transporter ERD6-like 5. Lineage: Eukaryota; Viridiplantae; Streptophyta; Magnoliopsida; Poales; Poaceae. The record is from RefSeq and is a predicted model, not a curated record. The transcript has 19 exons. Gene Ontology annotation, biological process: carbohydrate transport; transmembrane transport. Gene Ontology annotation, molecular function: sugar transmembrane transporter activity. The coding region runs from base 235 to 1668 and encodes 477 amino acids. Gene Ontology annotation, cellular component: membrane.